Molecule: messenger RNA, 4284 nt
Organism: Prorocentrum cordatum
Lineage: Eukaryota; Dinophyceae; Prorocentrales; Prorocentraceae
Source: the annotation of a GenBank genome assembly
GACGGGGCGUGCUGGGUCGUCCUGACCCCAGACGGCGACAUGUACCUCGAAGAGCUAGAGGGCGGCUCGCCGGAGGACAGCCCCGUGGAGUGGCAGCUCGUGGCACGAGACCUGCGGCUGCCGCCAGGACUGGGCCGGUCCUACCGCUUCGGAGAGGACCAGCCCGGCGAGCUGCGGGGCCUGUACCGCCGGGCGUGCGCAGCCUCGACGGCCGACGCUCGCAGUCGCGGGCUGCAGCUGGCGACGCCCCAGGUGAUCCGCUCCCAGGAGGGCCGCGAUGUCUCGGUGGAGGCUGAGCUCGGGCGCAACUUCUUCGGCGGUCGGCGGGUGACUGGCAAGCAGGGGAUGCCUGCCGCUGGAGACGCGCUGGCGGCCGGGACGGACGUGCCUGGCGACCAGGUGGCGGACGGCGGCGACGCGCUGGCUGUCCCCGCGGUGCCCAACUCAGCGGGGGGCACCGUGACGCCUCCUCCGUCAGGGCACUUCUGGCGCGCCGCGGAGCCUGAUAGCUCGCGGCCCAUCGAGAUCGGCGACUGGGUUGGCACCCCGAGUCUGGCCUUGCACGACCGCGGGCUGUUCGAGGUGGCGCCUGGGCGGGCCAUCGUGGUGCGCCUCGCUGCCCUGGACAAGGGCGCCUUCGCGGCCUCCCUCAGGCGCGCUGCCUCGGUCGGCGAUGCCCCCGGCGGCGUUGCGGCCGCGACGGGCGACGCCCGCGCCCUCCCUGUGAGGCGCCACACCCCGACGGACCACCACCUGAUGUUCAAGACGACGGCCCGCCUCCAGAUGGAGCAAUGGAGAGUCCAGGAGCAUGAGCAGCUGAUGAAGUACCUCGAGCUGGCGGGCACCUACGACCAGCUCGACCUCAGCAACUGCGCCUUCGCGGAGGCGAUUCUCCGCCGGGCGCAGACCAUCGAUUGGGCUUAUCAUGAUCGGCUUCGAGAGGCAGACUCCGCGAGCUCGAAGGACAAGAUGAGCCCCGAGGAGUUCUCGGCGUUCAGUGGCUUCAGCAAGGCGGGCGACCUCCUCAUGGUGGCCCCUCAGCUGCUGGAGCAUGUCAAGACGCAGGUCGAGAAGGAUGCCGCCAUCAUGAAGAACAUUCGGAAAGCCAGAGAAGAACGAAAACUCCGCCGCAAGGGCCCCAAGGCAGGGGACAGCGGCGGAGGCGCCCUCAGAGGGCGCGGUGUGCCGCAGUGUGCGGCGGGGCUGCUUCGGCGUGACGCCAUCGUGCAGGAGUGCAAUCGCGUCAUCGGGGCCUUGAACGACCUGGCCGGGAGGCCCCAGGCGCCAGGCGCCCGGGGCCUGGCGGAGCGACUUCCCCAUCGGCUGGUGCACGAGCGCGUCCGCCGCGCCGCAGUCGAGCUGGGCCCGCCCCCACCCGACCUCACUCCCGCGGGGGCCCUCAGAGAGCUCCGCGGCGCCAGCGUGUACGAAGAUCUCGACUCGCCGGUGGUCAGCUUCGACGAUUCCCUCGUCUCGCUGCCGGAGGCCGGCAACAUCCCUGUGCCGCUCGGGCAGCUGCUCCAGGAUGAGGGCGAUUUCGAUGUCGAGGCCUCAAUACACGAGCAGCUUCUUCGAACUGAGGAGGCAGAAUCCAAUCUUCUGGCAGCCCCGAGGCAGCCGUACAAGGACACGAAUUUGAGAGGAGACCCGCGGGUGUACGCCCGCUUGGUCAAGCGGCUCGCCGACGCUGGGAUGGUGACCUACACGGACACGCCGCGCGAGAGGUGCGGCCUUUUCUUCGUCCGUAAGAAGUCUGGCAAGCAGCGCAUGGUGGUCGACUGCCGUCGAGCCAACUGUUGGUUUCAACGGUCUGCAUCUGUUGCGCUAGCCACCGGUUCUUCCCUUGGCGAGUUGUCCGUGCCCGAGGGCAAGGAGCUCUAUGUCGGGCACGUGGCUUUCCGGGGCUACUUCGCCCUGCCGUCCGUGAAGGCCGGGGACGUGGGGAUGGUGAGGCUUCGAGAGCGGCCGCUACAGCCUGGGAGUCGUGUCUGGCCGGUGCUGGCCGUGCUCCCGAUGGGCUGGUCGCACGCCUUGUACUGGUGCCAGACCAUCCACCGUUCCAUAGUCAGCUCGAUUCCCGAGCUGAGUGAUGUGCCUUUCAUUGCGGACAAGAGCGUAGUGCCGGGGCUGCAGCCGCUGGCAAUGAAUAUAUACGUUGACAUUUUUUUGGCCUUGGGCACCGAUCCCGAGGCGGUGCGGCGUGCCGUGACCUUAGUCAACGCGGCCUUGACACAGAAGGGUCUUCCAACUCAUGAGGUGUGCAUGUGCGAUCACGAUGCCGACAUUCUUGGCUGGGAGAUCCGGGGAAGAGAGUGCCAGAUUCGACCCAAAAGAUCAAGGCUGUGGCGACUUCGGCUGGCUCUUGACUGCCUGGUCAGCCGCCGUACCGUGGACCCGAGAGACGUCGAACAAGUGUUGGGACAUUGCACCUUUGUCGCCUUACUAUGUCGAGAGCACUUGUCCAUCUUCAAUUCCGUGUACUCGUUCGUGCGGAGGCUGCGCCAUUGUACCGCUGUACCCCUCUGGGAGUCAGUUCGCUGGGAGCUGAACGCGUUCUCGAGCCUUCUGGGGUUGAUCUCGCGAAGUAUGUUGGUUGCUUGGAGUCCGACGGUGGUGUGCAGUGACGCGUCGUUCUGGGGCUUCGGGCUGGUCAGCAAGGGCUUCAGUGAGGACCUCGCGGGCUCCGUGGGCGUUUUCUCGGAGAGGUGGCGGUUCUUGGAGGGCAACAACGUGCAGUCGAGGGCUUGGGCUGGAGUUGGCGAUGGGCCCCUUGAGAGCUCCAAAGAUUUCCAGGACAUCGUGGGCUCCGAGGAGGCCUGCAUCAACGUUCGCCAGUCGGCGGUCAGUCGGCUGCCUGAUGAGUUUCGGGAAGAGGGUUGGGCUGUCGUGGGCUCGCACAAGUGGGGGGGCCCGCCCGACAACAUCGUGGAGGGGGAGGCCCGGGCGCUGGCGUUCGGGGCCUCCGCCUCAGCGCCCGAUGGCUGCCCAGCGAGUGGAACUUCGCGGACGGUCCGUCGCGAGGGCUACGGCAUGCUGGAUAUGCCCGAGCAGGAGGCGGAGGCGCUGACGCGGAGGCGACCUCGGACGGGGGCGGUCGAUGCCAGGGAGCUGCCGCGGACGCGGGCUCUGAUGAGCCCGCCCGCUGCGACGGCGCCUCGGCUACGCCGCCUACUGGACGGUGUCGGGCCCACGGGCCCGGCUGGCUCCCCGCCGCCCUCGGACUCGACGAACCUGGAGACCUCGCAGGCCGUGAAGCGGAGGAAGCUGUCUCGGAGGUCUGCGAAGCUCACCGAAGAGGGCUCGCGGGACAUGUUGAGGAGGAGCACCGUGCGCACCCAGGCCGUCAGGACCCGAUGCCAGCAGCUGGACGACGAGUUCGACGAGUGGAUGGACGAGCAGGGCCUGCCGCGCCGGCCUCGCUUUUCGGUCGACCACGGGGAGGUGGGGCCGCUCUCGGCCUCGGACGCCGAGAGUAUCGACCUCGCGCUCGCCGAGUGGAUGCUGUCGCAGUACCUCGAGGGGGUCGACCACUGGGGCGGGGUGCAGAUGCUGGCGGCGCUGCAGUGGAGCGACCCGCGGCUCGGCCGCGACGGGUCGGCCUCGCUGCCGGCGGCGCGCCAGACGCUGCGCGGAUGGAGGGUGCUGACGCCCGCGCGGGCCAGGCUGCCGCUCCCCGAGGAGCUGGUGGCGGCCAUCGCGUGCGAGCUCGUCCUCAUGGGCCAGUGGGAGGCGGCCGCCUGCGCGGUGCUGUCCAUGGUGUUCUACAUGAGGCCCGGGGAGUGGGGGCGGGUGCUGGUGCGCCACGCCAUCCCGCCGCGGGCGGCGGGCAGCCUGGCCCUGCGGCACUGGGCGCUGCUGCUCCACCCGCACGAGGGCGAGGACGCGAAGGCCAGCAAGACCGCCGAGUUCGACGAGAGCUUGGUCCUCGACCUCGAUUGCGACCAGUGGCUGUCGGGGGUGCUCCAUCGCCUGGUGGCCGGCCGCAGCGGGGACGAGCCUCUCUUCCGCGUCGGCGUCGCGGAGUUCGCGGCGCUGUUCAGGCGGGCGGCGCGGCGGCUCGGGGUCAAACCCGAGCCCAUGCCGUACCUGCUCCGCCACACGGGCGCCAGCAGGGACUUCGUGAACCAACUGCGGCCGCUCCGCGAGGUGAAAAGGAGGGGGCGCUGGAAGACCGACACGUCGGUGCGGCCCUACGAGAAGGGCGGGCGUCUCAGCGAGCAGUUCGCCCGCCUCCCAGGACCGCUCCAGAGGCACGCCCUGCGGUGCCACAGCGGGCUCCCCGAG